Manduca sexta (tobacco hornworm) is the source of this 1889-nucleotide messenger RNA. Its product is annotated as potassium/sodium hyperpolarization-activated cyclic nucleotide-gated channel 3. Lineage: Eukaryota; Metazoa; Arthropoda; Insecta; Lepidoptera; Sphingidae. The transcript has 12 exons. The record is from RefSeq and is a predicted model, not a curated record. Bases 23 to 1834 code for a protein of 603 amino acids.
UGUCACUGCACAUUGAAUUCUAAUGUCAUCAUAUUUUAAUGCAGUAAUAUUUUGCACAAAGAGAAAAAAAGAAAAAAUUUCGUCUUUGUAUAUUUUAAAAACUAGCUUGUGCGUCUACUUAUUGUACAAAAUAUUCAGUAUCCGUCGAAAAUACAUGAUGCCGUUCAAAAAGCAUCAUUGUCAACUGGGCCUUGGUUCUGACAGUAUGCUGUUAAAGAAGCCUGGCUUGUGGGCGAACUUAUACCGCAGCAUGAGAAAGAUGUGUCAGGUGGCGCAGUACCACCCGGACACCUACGAUCACUUCCGUAGCUACCCUGCCGUGGUGGCUGAGAGGCAGCGGCAACUCUACGAAGGUGACAAGAACCUGAUACAUCCACUCAGCUUAGUCAGCUUAUGCUGGCACACCAUAAUGGCGUUCGUGAACCUGAUGCACAUGUUUAUUUCAACGCUACGCUUGUUCUUCGUACUGACCCCCCCGCGUACACAAACGGUCCACGCUAUCGACAAAGUCUUGCUAGCAUUUCACGCGCUGUGCUUCCUCGAUAUACUGUUUAAUUUCAACAUUGGAUACACUGAGAAGGAGUCUUCGCACAUUGUCAUGAAGAGACGAAAAAUUGUUUGCCACUACCUGCGCCGCUGGUUUCUGUUGGACCUGGCGUCGUGUCUGCCCGUAGCUUUCGUACUCCUGUAUUUAGACCUGAAGGACACCCAGUGCCUUCUUUUCGCCCACAUCCUACCCUUACUGCGGACACCGCGACUCUACACGGCUCUCAUUGAUGUGAAAGUUUUUACGAAGAUCUUCACCCGCUCGUACAUAUGGUACGGUAUGAUGCGACAUGCCAUGUUAUUUGUGAUGACAGCACACUGGUGCACAUGCUUCGUCUACCUGCCACCAGUCCUCUGUUAUUACUGGUACGGUAAAAUUCCAUGGAAGUACAAUCGAUUCCUCAAAGAUCCAGACAGAGAUUUAUGGAAUAUUGACUUGCAAAAUCGCUACAGAAAGGGAAUGUUCAUAGUAUUAUCGUCUUUUUUCGGGACUGGGUUCUCGAUGUUCCGCGCAUCUGAGCCAGAGGAGAUAGUGAUACACGCCUUAAUCAUACUCUACUCCGCCAUGUUCAUGGUGUACACUUUAGUGUUACUCUUGAAAGUCUACAUGACGACGUAUAGUUCGACUGUGCGUUAUCACGAACUCAUGAAUCAAGUUGAGGAAUACAUGACAUACAAGCAGUUUCCGGCGCCGCUUAAGAAGCGCGUGCGAGCGUUUUACAACUACAGAUAUCAAGAGCUUUACUAUAGGGAGGAAACCGCUCUUGACUGCCUCUCAGAGGAGCUUCGCAACGAGAUCACAUUGCACACGUGCCACAAAUUGGUGAACAAAGUGGCCCUGUUCGAGGGUGUUUCGGCGUCUGUAGUGGGUUCGGUGCUCGGCUGCCUCCGACCCGAAGUGUUCCUGCCCAACGACCCGGUGGUUCGCGCCGGCGAUAUCGGCGAAUGCAUGUACUUUAUAGCUAACGGCACGGUUGCUGUGUAUUCGUUGAAAGGAGUCGAGGUUUGUCACUUGGAAGACGGCGCGCACUUUGGAGAAGUGGCGCUACUGAUGAGGGACAGCAAGCGCGUCGCCACCGUGGUCGCCGUAGAGAUCACUCAGUUGUACCGGCUGGACGCUGAGGAUUUCAGGCACUUUCUGCUCGCUCACGACGUGUUAUACGAGAGGAUCGAAUCAUUAGCGUCACAAAGGAUGCACGAAACUGUGUUGCUCGACGAGGCAUUUAGAAGAGAUCGGCUGAGUGAGAAGCAUCAGGGUGAAAUACCUCACUUAGGGAGCAGUAACUGACCACUAAUAGUGUAAUUCAAUGAAUUUACACUUGCUAAUUUAAAUUGAUAUGAAU